CCUUCUCCAAAAGUUCUAUGGUAUUGAUUGUCAAUGUCCUGAAGUUCAACCGAGAAGAGGCAAAAACCUGCCCGAAGGCGGGCUCGACUCUAGAGCUAAAAAGCUACACCGUGAAGACCGUCAGGACUACGAGUUCUCUAUUCAAUGGAUCAGUGAAAAUGCUCAUCCUAUGUACCGCAACAAACACAAUGAAGUGGUUGGCUUACGAGAUCUCUCGGAGGUUUCCCUCUGUAAGGCACAUUCUAGUACGCUGUAUAGAGCAAAAAAGAGGCACGAAAGGAAUAAGGAAGAAGAUAUCCAUCAUACGAGCGCUGAUAGCAAUAAUGAAUUUGCGUCAACGGAAGUAACGGCGACCAUAGUGCAACCACAAACACCAGUUUCUCCUGCAGACAGUUGUCCUCAACAUACGAAUAUGGAGGAGGACAGCAGCGUAUCAGCUGUCAAAGCAACUCUACCGCGUAUGGGUAAUCACUUACCACAUCAGCCACUGUCCACAUCAAGUGAAUAUUCUUUAAUGAGAAUGAUACCAUCAACGUUUCAGUCUUCCGAUACGAAUACAAUUAUGGGUGACAUGAACACGAGCUUGAGCCACAAACGUAAAAGAGCGGCUUACCAACAUCAUCGUACACAAUCACCGAAUAAGAUAAACACAAGUUUUAUAGUACAAGCUCAACAUCACAAUCAGCCAAAACUCUCCCCUCAUCAGUCAACAUCUAUUUACAAUGGGGAUAGGCACCCCUCUAACGCCUUGACACGUAAUCAUUUAUUUAUAAAAAAGCCGCAGCCACACCACAACAAUACCUCUACUCCUAAUUCUACUAUGAACGCUACUGAUAACAAUAUUACCCCGCCUGUACAUACCAUACCUUCUCAGCAGUAUUUAUUAGACCGUUUUUCUUCCUCUCAGUUACCUCCGUUGCAAACAUCCCAUCAUUUCAGCGAUAAGAACAAUAAUAAGAUCACAGCAACAACAUCGGCCAAGUCAUCGGAACAAAUACAUCAACCUGUACCUAUCCAACCUCAUUAUUCACUGGUACAGCCAUAUCCCACUGCUAAUGCUACUUCCUGUGUUAGUAGCAUGAGUCACACUCUACCCUCACCAUCCAUGAUACCUCCAUCUUCCAUUUCUAUCAUGCAGCAUCCUCAACUGUCUUCUUCACCCUAUUCAUUUAGUGGCACUGCAGCAAACAAUAGCAAGCAUAGCCAAGUUCAUUCCCAACAGCACGAAAGCGAAGAUGUUAUCGCAACAAGUCCAAAAAGCCAUGACAGUACGAGCAGUGUCAACAAUGUUUCUAUGGGUCCCACGAUCAAUAGACCGAAUAGUAGCCAUAGUAAGUCAAGCAAGCACGAAGAGGACAAUGAUAGGCUGAUAAUUGAGACAGUCUCGCUCAGACCUAGCUUGCCACCUCAUCCAAACCCCACAAGCCCUUACACUGCAGCAGUGGGAUCAGCAGCAACGGCAGCUACUACAGAUGAUAACAAUUACAAUGCUCGGUAUUAUUUUCGUAAUCUAGCCAUCACAGAUAACUUUACAUUCCGUGAUUUGUUGGCUGAAGUCGAUAUCCAAGGCUCACCUCCCCCACCGGGAAAACGUAUUGUGAUAUCCGAUCUUUCGUCAGAAAGAAUCUAUCCCUUAGAUCGACCUAUUCGUGAUGUUAUCACAAAACCCACUUCUACUCAUAUUGAACUAUGCUUGGGACUUGUUGACAAACCAUCUAUUGAUUGGAGUGCCUAUUCUUAAUGCCCAACUGCACAGUGUCUGCUUCCAUAAGAAGCGCUACUACUAUUAUUAUCACUACUGCUACUACUACUAUUACCACUAAUAAUAAUGCUGAUGAUAAUUCUUAAGAAAGUAAGAAUCUGCUAUUGUCCCUGUCAGUGUAUUUGUGCGAAACGAAAAA
Mycotypha africana is the source of this 1901-nucleotide messenger RNA. RefSeq lists its product as uncharacterized. The transcript has a single exon. The record is from RefSeq and is a predicted model, not a curated record. The coding region runs from base 170 to 1741 and encodes 523 amino acids. NCBI's taxonomy places the organism in Eukaryota, Fungi, Mucoromycota, Mucoromycetes, Mucorales, Mycotyphaceae.